Messenger RNA from Aspergillus luchuensis, 330 nucleotides. RefSeq lists its product as uncharacterized. The transcript has a single exon. Lineage: Eukaryota; Fungi; Ascomycota; Eurotiomycetes; Eurotiales; Aspergillaceae. The record is from RefSeq and is a predicted model, not a curated record. The coding region runs from base 1 to 330 and encodes 109 amino acids.
AUGGUUGUGACAGCCGCGUUACGUUGGCAUCGUCAUCAUGCCAUAGCGGACAUAUGCCAUCCGAACAUUCCCCGGGUCAAGGAGGGCAAAGUCCUGUGCUUACGACGCCCGCAGGUCUUCCAGACAGCAGCACUGUGGGCCAAGCCACAACAACAUCGGCGGGGAGGGAAGAUGAAACAGUGGUGGCUUUACCACCGGGCAUGUGGUCCGUUUGUCGCGAGAUGCUACCGCAACACGGCUGGUCUCCUGGCGGAGUGGAAUCAUAUCGGGGCUAGACCCAGUGGAUCUGGGUGCCAGAUCAAGAGGCCAGGCUUGGGUCAUCGCCGUUGA